This is a messenger RNA of Fulmarus glacialis (Northern fulmar), 363 nucleotides long. RefSeq names its product fibroblast growth factor 19 (gene FGF19). The coding region runs from base 1 to 363 and encodes 120 amino acids. The record is from RefSeq and is a predicted model, not a curated record. The transcript is spliced from 2 exons. NCBI's taxonomy places the organism in Eukaryota, Metazoa, Chordata, Aves, Procellariiformes, Procellariidae. Gene Ontology annotation, molecular function: growth factor activity.
AUGCUCAGGAGUGGAAGAAUGAAAGGGCAAAUACGGUAUUCCACUGAGGAUUGUUCCUUUGAAGAGGAGAUUCGUCCAGAUGGCUACAAUGUAUAUAAAUCAAAAAAAUACGGAAUAUCGGUGUCUUUGAGUAGUGCCAAGCAAAGACAGCAGUUCAAAGGGAAAGAUUUUCUUCCACUAUCUCACUUCUUACCUAUGAUCAACACUGUGCCCGUGGAGUCAACAGACUUUGGUGAAUACGGUGAUUACAGCCAGGCCUUCGAACCAGAGGUGUACUCCUCGCCUCUCGAAACGGACAGCAUGGACCCCUUUGGCAUCACCUCCAAACUGUCGCCGGUGAAGAGCCCCAGCUUUCAGAAAUGA